This is a messenger RNA of Anastrepha ludens (Mexican fruit fly), 1668 nucleotides long. Its product is annotated as allatostatin-A receptor-like. The record is from RefSeq and is a predicted model, not a curated record. Gene Ontology annotation, cellular component: membrane. Gene Ontology annotation, biological process: G protein-coupled receptor signaling pathway. Gene Ontology annotation, molecular function: G protein-coupled receptor activity. The transcript is spliced from 7 exons. Bases 190 to 1482 code for a protein of 430 amino acids. Lineage: Eukaryota; Metazoa; Arthropoda; Insecta; Diptera; Tephritidae.
UUGGAAAAUAAAAGCCGAAAAAUCUACUCUCCAUACAAUCAAUUUGCUGCAAUUAUCAAUUCCUGUCACAUCGCCGACUAACGACAAACACAAUCAACCAUUGAUUUCCCCAUUAACGCCCACUCUACAAGCAAUUUGCGUGACGAUUUUUGAAGUGAUUCUCACCGAAAUGUAAACAACGCAAAAUACAUGAAUAUCCCAAAAAUGCUGCAAAAUCAGAGUCUCUCGCCCACGCUCAGCCCAACAGCGCCAGUUAUGGUCGCGCUGUCGACGUCCUUAGUUGUGCGACCAACAAUAGCAGCGCUGCCAGCGCUCUGCCCACCCGACUGGUCAUACAGCAACACCUACGACUGCAUUAACAGCACCAUGGACAAUGGCAUUGUUAUGGGAGGUACAAGCGCGAGUUUCACCGGACUGCCAGGCCAAGAUGGGGCUGCGUUUGGUGGUGAUGGUAAUUUCACUUUCCCCCCCGACAAUCUGUUGGAUUUCGAAAUUGACCCAUUAGAGCGCGUUGUGUCAACCAUUGUGCCUGUAUUUUUCGGCAUCAUCGGACUUGCUGGCCUGCUAGGCAAUGCACUCGUCAUUUUGGUGGUCGUCGCCAAUCAACAGAUGCGCUCCACCACUAACCUGCUUAUCAUCAAUUUGGCCAUUUCGGAUAUACUCUUCGUCAUCUUCUGUGUGCCCUUCACCGCCACCGAUUACGUGCUGCCCGAGUGGCCAUUCGGCAAUUUGUGGUGCAAAUUCGUGCAGUACAUGAUUGUGGUCACCUGUCAUGGCAGCGUCUACACGCUGGUGCUGAUGUCCCUCGAUCGGUUUUUGGCUGUCGUGCAUCCGGUGACGAGUAUGUCCUUGCGCACCGAGCGCAACGCAAUGCUCGCUAUAAUCUUUGCCUGGGUAUUGAUAGUGACGACGGCUAUACCGGUGGCGUUAUCGCACUCAGUUCAACUCUACUAUUUCAAAGGGCGGAACUACACAGCCUGCGUCUUCUCCUCGCAUGAAGAAAUCUGGAAUCUCGUUGCAUUUCAGGUGUCCUUCUGUGCAUCGUCCUACGUCACACCAUUGACGCUGAUCUUUUUCCUGUAUAUGUGCAUGUUGGCACGCCUAUGGAAGAGCGCGCCUGGCUGUAAACCAUCAGCGGAAUCGAGAAAGGGCAAACGGCGUGUAACUCGUAUGGUCGUCGUGGUUGUGCUUGCGUUUGCAAUAUGCUGGCUGCCUAUACAUGUUAUACUCGUUCUAAAGGCAUUGGAUAUGUAUGCAUCCACGCACCUAACGGUUAUAAUUCAAAUCAUCUCGCACGUACUGGCGUACACGAACUCUUGCAUUAAUCCGUUUCUGUAUGCUUUCCUGUCGGAGAAUUUUCGCAAAGCAUUCCGGAAGGUCGUUUGGUGUGGUACUCCGCCGCCGCUAAUCAACAACCAGCAGAUCACCAAAACGACGCGCACAACCAACUGCAAUGGCACCUCUAAUGUGGAAAUGUUAUAAGUCUGCAAUGGAGAGGCAACCGGCUACAAGCAGAAGUCGACCGCAAGCCCACAAGCAACAGCUCAAGCAACACACGCAGUGACAUUCGUGGCUGCGACAAGCCACAGGUAGUGCAACUUUAAUUCACUUCGGUUUGUUGUUAUUACAAAAUUUAUACGGAAAACCGACACACACAUACAUACACAU